Parasteatoda tepidariorum (common house spider) is the source of this 912-nucleotide messenger RNA. Lineage: Eukaryota; Metazoa; Arthropoda; Arachnida; Araneae; Theridiidae. The record is from RefSeq and is a predicted model, not a curated record.
AUGAGUAACUUGCCCAAAGAUCGGAUCGUACCAUCACGACCUUUUGAUAAAGUUGGUUUAGACUUUGCUGGUCUCAUAUUAACAAAACCUAAUUUGAAGAGAUCUAAGGUUGUAAUUAAAUCUUACAUCGCUAUAUUUAUUUGCUUCAGUACUAAGGCUACUCACUUCGAGGUUGUCUCAGACUUGACAACAGAUGCUUUUUUAGCUUGUUUGAGAAGAGUCAUUUCGAGACGUUCAAAACCGUCGAUUAUUUGGAGUGAUAACGCAUCUAACUUCAAAGGACCAAGAAAUGUUUUGAACUCAAUGCUUGAACUUUGCCAGUCAAACUCUGUGAAGAACUUUAGUGCUGAAGAGGGAAUUCAGUGGCAUUUCACACCGCCUGCGUCUCCUAACUUUGGUGGUCUGUGGGAAGCUNCUAAUAUUAAAUCCAUGAAGAGAAUACUCUUGAAAGUCACAAAAUCUAACUUACUAAAUUUUGAAGAACUGACUACGCUCGUAGUGCAGAUCGAAAGUAUUCUCAACUCACGCCCACUUUCGCCCAUGUCAUCAGACCCUAACGAUCUGCAGCCGUUGACACCAGGACACUUUCUAGUUGGAGCUCCGAUUAUGUCAUUUCCUGAACAUCAUACUGCUCCAGAUUCUUUUUCUCUUUCUUCCAGGUGGAGCCUGAUUCAACGUCUGAAACACAGCGUUUGGAAUAGAUGGAGCCAUGAAUACCUGAGUCAACUACAAACACGUGCGAAAUGGACUUGUCAACAAGAAAAUCUGAAAGUUGAUCAACUAGUCCUUCUUAAAGAUCCUAGUAAGACAGCAAUGCAGUGGAAUCUGGCUAGAAUUGUGAAAACUUAUCCUGGAGAAGACAAUCUUGUUAGAGUGGUUGACGUCAAAACAGCUAGAGUAUUUUAUAGAUGA